AUGGCCACACAGUUGGUCUCACUACCAGAGGUGGAAAGGCUCAGUGCGUCAGUAAUCAGGAUACUUGCAGGCAAUCCCGGGAAGUUUACGCUCCAAGUUGAAAAGAAAGAUCAUCUGCGCUCCCAUGGGAGAAGGAAAAAUGCCAACCAUCAUUCAAACCAGGCACAAAUACCUAUCUUGUCGGUCGCGGGCCGCGGCGGCUCCUUAUCGACACAGGCGAAGGAUUUGUCGAAUUUAUGCCCUGAAGCGAAGAUAUAUAAGCAUGACCUUGAUGAAGGGGAGGAAGAUAUUGAAGACGGACAGGUGUUUAGCGUCGAGGGUACGACGUUGACGGCUUUCCAUACGCCGGGCCACACGACGGAUCAUAUGGCGUUUGUGUUUGAGGAGGAGAAUGCGAUGUUUACUGGUGAUAAUGUCUUAGGGCAUGGUACAGCAGUGUUUGAAAACCUUGGGGUUUACUUAUCAACUCUUGAAAAGAUGAGUGCCCGUGGAGCAAAAAGAGGGUAUCCGGGACACGGCCCGAUCAUUGAGGACUGCAGAACAAAGAUCAUGGAAUACAUCAACCACAGACGCCAGCGAGAGAAUGAGGUCCUACGAGUCCUCGAAAACGGCACACUUGAUACCUCGAGCAUUCAGGACUCCGAUAGCAAACCGUCCUCUUGGACUACAAUGGAGCUGGUCAAAAUUAUAUAUAAAAAUGUGCCAGAGAAUCUGCACCUCCCGGCGUCUCAUGGCGUGAACCAGGUUCUUCUGAAACUGGAGGGUGACGGGAAGACCGAUGAGUGCUAUGAUAGUCUUGCUCAUUGUGGUACUGUGAUACAUCUACUGCAUCUACCCACUGGCUGCGGCGGCAAGUCUCCGAGUUCAAACCUAGCCGUCUUACCACCGGAUAGCAGGAUAUCGAUGCUCGCGACUGCUCACUAUUCAAGUUACUGUAUGAAAAGGCCCGCCUGGGCUCCAGGAAUGCCGUCAUUGUCGCUCAUCUCUUUAUCCACCGGCUUCCACGAUCCAGCGGCCAGUCGCCCAUUUUUUCUACGUUUCAACGCUCCCGAACUCUGUGAUGCCGGUAUCCUGGCUUCCCGGUUUCGUCAAAGUCUCUGCUGA
Uncinocarpus reesii 1704 is the source of this 1104-nucleotide messenger RNA. RefSeq lists its product as uncharacterized. The record is from RefSeq and is a predicted model, not a curated record. NCBI's taxonomy places the organism in Eukaryota, Fungi, Ascomycota, Eurotiomycetes, Onygenales, Onygenaceae. Gene Ontology annotation, biological process: secondary metabolite biosynthetic process. The transcript is spliced from 7 exons. Bases 1 to 1104 code for a protein of 367 amino acids.